Molecule: messenger RNA, 491 nt
Organism: Bursaphelenchus xylophilus (pine wood nematode)
Lineage: Eukaryota; Metazoa; Nematoda; Chromadorea; Rhabditida; Aphelenchoididae
Source: the annotation of a GenBank genome assembly
AUGAACAAACCGGCACUGUCCCUGCUGCUUCUGGUGCUCUACUUCCUCGCCGCUUACUCGUUACCGGUGGAGCUGCGGCAGGACGAUGAGGACGAGGACUACUACAACGCAGAAAUUCAGACUCCACAGAAGCCGGAGUGCUACAAGUAAGUGGGGUUGGCGAUGAGGGGAAAAGUUGACUCUCAAAGUUUUUACUAUGACUUUCUAGUGUACAGUUGCAUUUUGUACUAGCGGAAGGCCGAAUUGUUGUCAUAUUUGGCGUUAGUUUGUAUUCGCAAGACUGUAAAAUCGUACAGUGUCCUGCGUUUCUCAUUAAUUUGCCUCAAACAGAGGCAUUGGGAGAAACUGUGGCCUAACUUUAUUCAUUUCCCUUCUUCAGGCAUGACGACUGCUCCUUCUGCUGCUUCAACCCCAUCACAAAGGUCAAACUGACCGUGAAGCGAGCACGAUGCGACGACGGGCUGUGCCAGUGCUUGUGCGAAAUCCUAUGA